Molecule: messenger RNA, 1305 nt
Organism: Schizosaccharomyces osmophilus
Lineage: Eukaryota; Fungi; Ascomycota; Schizosaccharomycetes; Schizosaccharomycetales; Schizosaccharomycetaceae
Gene: ade2
Product: adenylosuccinate synthetase Ade2
Exons: 3
Coding region: 1-1305 (434 amino acids)
Biological process (GO): IMP metabolic process; 'de novo' AMP biosynthetic process
Cellular component (GO): cytoplasm
Molecular function (GO): adenylosuccinate synthase activity; GTP binding
Source: RefSeq, a predicted model, not a curated record
AUGGCUUCAGUUACGGAAAAAGGUGUUAAUGUUUCAGAUGAAGGAAUUACUGUUGUUCUUGGAAGCCAAUGGGGUGAUGAAGGAAAAGGCAAGCUUGUCGAUAUCCUCUGCGACAGUGUAGAUGUCUGUGCUCGCUGCCAGGGUGGUAACAAUGCCGGUCAUACCAUCAAAGUCAACGACAAAACCUACGACUUCCAUAUCCUCCCUUCCGGACUCGUAAACCCCAAAUGUGUAAAUUUAAUUGGUACUGGUGUCGUCGUGUACCUGCCUGCCUUUUUUAGUGAAUUGAACGGUUUGAUAAACAAGGGUCUUGAUUGCACGAAUCGUAUUUUCAUUUCCGAUCGCGCUCAACUCGUUUUUGACUUUCAUCAGCGUGCAGAUGUUUUGAAUGAAGCCGAGUUGGGCAAGCAAAGUAUCGGUACCACCGGAAAGGGUAUCGGUCCUUCUUACUCUACAAAGGCUACUCGUAGCGGUAUCCGUGUUCAUCACUUGUAUCAUUGGGACGAGUUUGAGGCUCGUUAUCGCAAAAAUGUCUCUGAUUUACAGAAACGUUAUGGAGCAUUCGAGUAUGAUGUUGAAGCGGAAUUAGCCAGAUAUAAGGAUUUGGCUGAAAAGCUUAAGCCUUAUGUGGUUGACUCUGUUGUCUUUAUGCACAACGCCUUGAAGCAAAAGAAGCGAAUCUUGGUUGAAGGUGCUAACGCCCUGAUGCUUGACUUGGAUUUCGGUACUUAUCCUUUUGUAACUAGCUCUAACACCACCAUUGGCGGUGUCUGCACUGGUCUUGGUGUCCCACCCCAACGCAUCGCUAGCUCCAUCGGUGUAACAAAAGCCUACACUACUCGUGUUGGUGCUGGUCCUUUCCCCACUGAACAGCUUAACAAGGUUGGAGAACAUUUGCAAACGGUUGGCCGUGAAUAUGGUGUUACCACUGGUCGUAAGCGUCGUUGCGGUUGGCUCGAUUUGGUAGUUGUGAAGUACUCAUCCAUGAUUAACGGCUACACCUCUUUGAACUUGACGAAGCUUGACAUCUUGGAUGCUUUACCUGAAGUUAAGGUUGCUGUUGCUUAUGUAAUCGACGGAAAGCGUUAUGAAACAUUCCCUGCUGACUUGGGUUCUCUUGAGAAUGCCGAGAUUAUUUAUGAGACUUUGCCUGGUUGGCAAACCUCUACUGUCGGUAUUACCCGCUGGGAACAAAUGCCCGAAAACGCAAAGAAAUACAUCCAAUUCAUAGAAGAUUUCGUCGGUGUUCCUGUCGGUUUUAUUGGCGUUGGCCCUGGUAGAAACGAAAUGCUCAUCAAAGAGUAA